Lottia gigantea (owl limpet) is the source of this 336-nucleotide messenger RNA. RefSeq lists its product as hypothetical. The annotation marks the transcript as partial. The record is from RefSeq and is a predicted model, not a curated record. Lineage: Eukaryota; Metazoa; Mollusca; Gastropoda; Lottiidae. The transcript has a single exon.
AUGGAGAUUGUGGAAGAUCAACCACAAGCCUUUACAGUAGAAGCACCAGAGGAAAUUCCUGCUGAAUUCAUUGAGAUCCUUCAACCACAAGUGGUGGAAGAGGGACAUCCUGUUAAAUUCACAUGUAAAGUUGUUGGAUCACCAAUUCCUUCAGUUUCAUGGUACAAGAACUCCAUUGAGAUUGAACCCAAUCCAGACUUCCAUCCAUAUUAUGACAGUGAUACUGGUAUCUGUACCCUGGAUAUCAGUGAAGUCUUUAUGGAUGAUAGUGGUGAAUUUCUGUGUAGAGCUGUUAAUCCUUUUGGUGAAACUACCACUUCAGCUACUCUUGUUGUA